Messenger RNA from Stegastes partitus (bicolor damselfish), 1996 nucleotides. RefSeq names its product heterogeneous nuclear ribonucleoprotein C (gene hnrnpcb). The record is from RefSeq and is a predicted model, not a curated record. Lineage: Eukaryota; Metazoa; Chordata; Actinopteri; Pomacentridae. Gene Ontology annotation, cellular component: nucleus. Bases 180 to 1100 code for a protein of 306 amino acids. Gene Ontology annotation, molecular function: RNA binding. The transcript is spliced from 10 exons.
UUCAAGGUGAUACAUUCAGCCAGCAGAGCCGUAAGCGGAUCUUUACCUACUCAAGUAGAAAGAGCGUUGAAUUGUUCUCAUUUUUAGUGUUAAGCUCCUGUUUUUGAAGCCACUUUUUUCAGCAGCGACAAAUCACACAGACAGGCAGGCAGACCUCCACCGAGCCGAGUACAGACACAAUGGAUUGGUCGUCGUCCUCCUCCUCCAGCCUGAUGGCCAGCAGCAACGUGACCAACAAGACCGACCCCCGAUCCCUCAACUCCCGCGUCUUCAUCGGCAACCUCAACACCCUGCUGGUCACCAAGGCCGACGUGGAGGCCAUCUUCUCCAAGUACGGCAAGAUCGUCGGCUGCUCUGUCCACAAGGGCUACGCCUUCGUGCAGUACGCCAACGAGAGGAACGCCAGGGCUGCCGUGGGCGGGGAGGACGGCCGCAUGAUCGUGGGACAGGUGUUAGACAUCAACCUGGCAGGUGAGCCGAAGCCUCACAGAUCGAAGACAGUGAAGCGAUCUGCAGGAGACAUGUACAGCUCAUCCUUUGAUUUGGACUACGACUUUCAAAGAGAUUACUAUGACAGAAUGUACUCCUACCAGUCCCGGGUGCCUCCUCCUCCUCCGCCGCUGUCCCGGGCCGUCAUCCCGUCCAAGCGUCCCCGCGUGAGUCUGAGCGGCGGAGGGAGCCGACGGACCAAGACCAGCUUCUCCUCCUCGUCCAAGAGCAGCCAGAGGACUUCGCGCACGAUGAAGGCGGACGAUCUACAGACCAUCAAGAGAGAGCUGACGCAGAUCAAACACAAGGUGGACUACCUGCUGGAGAGCUUAGAGCGCAUGGAGAAGGACCACACCAAGAAGUCGGAGAUGAAAAGCAGCAAACCGGAGCCCGGCGAAGUGUCCCCCCUCCACUCGUCUACUUCCAGCAAGAAGGAGGACGGCCUGAAGAGGGACAGAGAGAGCCAGGAGCUGAAUGACUCAGAGGACGAGGGAGAUCUGCUGGAGGACGAAGACGAGAUGAAGAGCAGAGGGAGAGAGGAGGACGAGGAGGAAGGCGAGCAGGAGGAGGGCGAGGACGACGGCGAUAGCGCCAACGGAGAGGAGUCCUGAAUAAGACCCAGGCAGACAGACACACACAUACACGUACACAAAACCAGCUUGUGUCUGAUAGUUCCUCCACACCAGACUUGUACACGAUGGUCCUGUGCUCAUAUCUGCUGAACUGACUGGACGAUGACAGAUUGUUGUAGAUAUAUCGCUCCUCUCAUACACAAAUUAUAUGUGAAGUACUCGUUUCUGGAUUUUCCCUUUUUUUCCUUUCGAGUUGGUCAUCUGAAUAUUCCAUACUGUUCUUUUUUUGUUUGUUUUGUUUUUUAAUUUUGCUUUUUUAUAUAGACUUUUUCUGCAUCUGGGUGUAUUAGGAUCAAACUCAGUUGAGGAAACGUAAUAUAUUGUGCUUUUGAACUAUAAUAUUAAAAAUUGGAAGGUAAAUAAAGCAAAGCCCCUUUGACUUUUUAGAAGAUGUGAAGCCAAAAAUAAUCAGCAACUGAUAUUUUAUCAAGGCUGCAGUAGAAAUAAGUGCACUGAGGUGAAUCCAAGGCUACUCUGGGGACUAAGAUGCUGCAGUUUAGGCAUGACAAUUUGAAAUAAAUUAAAAGACAUAUUCCCGAUCCAGCUGCUGCACAGCUUCCUUCCAACCAGCAGGUGGCAGCGUGUCCCAACAACACAAAGACCACCAGGACCUAUUUCUGUUGUUCGCAGAAAACCUUCACCGUCUGCUCGCCAGAUAAGAACACGAGCACGCACCAAAUCUCAUGUCAGACGACGCUAAUGCUCGGACGCAAUCCUCAACGGUCCGCAAAUUGUUUUUUUUAGUUUGUUGCCGGGGUGUUGCGACCUUACCCGACCUUGACUUGUGUAAUGCAGUGAAUCUCCAUGUUUGUCUGUUUCUGUUUUCUCAUUCGACUGCACUGGUGAAAGUGAAUAAACAUGUUUUCCAAGUUUGA